This is a messenger RNA of Callithrix jacchus (white-tufted-ear marmoset), 6350 nucleotides long. RefSeq names its product dual specificity tyrosine phosphorylation regulated kinase 2 (gene DYRK2). Gene Ontology annotation, molecular function: protein serine/threonine kinase activity; ATP binding; protein serine/threonine/tyrosine kinase activity. Gene Ontology annotation, biological process: peptidyl-serine phosphorylation; peptidyl-threonine phosphorylation. NCBI's taxonomy places the organism in Eukaryota, Metazoa, Chordata, Mammalia, Primates, Cebidae. The record is from RefSeq and is a predicted model, not a curated record. Gene Ontology annotation, cellular component: nucleus; cytoplasm; cytoskeleton.
GCGGUGGGGGCGGGAGGGGCCCCAGGCAGACGCACCCGGACUUGGAGGGUUCUGAGGCCGGGAAAAGAGGGGUCGAGAUCCGAGCAGCCCCACGCCCCGGGCCGGUGGCCUCUUCUCGACGCCGCCGUGGUGAACUUGGGCGAGCCCAAAGCUGCAGCCACAAAGGAAGAUUCGUGGCGUGGGCCCCUCACUUCCCCUCCGGAGCCCGCCCACCCCUGAGCUCCUCUUCCUAGGAACUUCCUCCUUGCUGCUUUCCUUCUGUCUUUCCUCAUUUUUCGUCCUUGCUUCUCAGUGCUCCCUUCCCUGACCCGGUAAACAUCCCUGUCCUUCCCCCACAUCCCCAUGGGUAGUGGGUAUUUAUAGAAACAGAUACGUGUUAGGGGACAGCCAGACCGGCUUGCCCGGAAAAUCGAUCCCCCAAAGAGCCUCCCAGGCCUGGCUCCAACCAGCAGGGAGCAUCGCCAAUUGUCCCCCGCGUGUGUAAGCAUGUUUUAUGAGUGCUACAGGUUUGAGCACAGCAGAAAUUGUAAUUAACGUUAACAAAAAUAAGAGCCGCGGCAGCAGUCAAAACAAGACACCCCUGUAGGAUUCUGCAGUUGGACAUUAUUCAAAAUGAAAGGGCAAGCAUUGCUUUGGAGAUGGGAAGGAAAAGGCACCUAACAGGUGCUGUGCUCUCAGAGGGCCCAGAGGGAGGGAAGAGGCCGGCGUGGGACUAGUUUCUGGUGGCUGCGGAGACUGGCCAGCUGGAUUCAGCAUGUACCUUUUCUCAGCUCCCAGGGAUCACCCUUGGAUGGUGAUGGCCAGACUGGAGGAGGUCUGCGCUUGGAGGAGAUUGGCAGCAGUAAGCACACAAUGAAUGAUCACCUGCAUGUCGGCAGCCACGCUCACGGACAGAUCCAGGUUCAACAGCUGUUUGAGGAUAACAGUAACAAGCGGACAGUGCUCACUACACAACCAAAUGGGCUUACAACAGUGGGCAAAACGGGCUUGCCAGUGGUGCCAGAGCGGCAGCUGGACAGCAUUCAUAGACGGCAGGGGAGCUCCACUUCUCUGAAGUCUAUGGAAGGAAUGGGGAAGGUGAAAGCCACCCCCAUGACACCUGAACAAGCAAUGAAGCAAUACAUGCAAAAACUCACCGCCUUCGAACAUCAUGAGAUUUUCAGCUACCCUGAAAUAUAUUUCUUGGGUCCAAAUGCUAAGAAGCGCCAGGGCAUGACAGGUGGGCCCAAUAAUGGUGGCUAUGAUGAUGACCAGGGAUCAUAUGUGCAGGUGCCCCACGAUCAUGUGGCUUACAGGUACGAGGUCCUCAAGGUCAUUGGGAAGGGGAGCUUUGGGCAGGUGGUCAAGGCCUACGAUCACAAAGUCCACCAGCACGUAGCCCUAAAGAUGGUGCGGAAUGAGAAGCGCUUCCAUCGGCAGGCGGCAGAGGAGAUCCGAAUUCUGGAACACCUGAGGAAGCAGGACAAGGAUAACACAAUGAAUGUCAUCCAUAUGCUGGAGAAUUUCACCUUCCGCAACCAUAUUUGCAUGACGUUUGAGCUGCUGAGCAUGAACCUCUAUGAGCUCAUCAAGAAAAAUAAAUUCCAGGGCUUCAGCCUACCUUUGGUUCGCAAGUUUGCCCACUCGAUUCUGCAGUGCUUGGAUGCUUUGCACAAAAACAGAAUAAUUCACUGUGACCUUAAGCCUGAGAACAUUUUGUUAAAGCAGCAGGGUAGAAGUGGUAUUAAAGUGAUUGAUUUUGGCUCUAGUUGUUACGAGCAUCAACGUGUCUACACAUACAUCCAGUCGCGUUUUUACCGGGCUCCAGAAGUGAUCCUUGGGGCCAGAUAUGGCAUGCCCAUUGAUAUGUGGAGCCUGGGCUGCAUUUUAGCAGAGCUCCUGACGGGUUACCCCCUCUUGCCUGGGGAAGAUGAAGGGGACCAGCUGGCCUGUAUGAUUGAACUGUUGGGCAUGCCCUCGCAGAAACUGCUGGAUGCAUCCAAACGAGCCAAAAAUUUUGUGAGCUCCAAGGGUUAUCCCCGUUACUGCACUGUCACGACUCUCUCAGAUGGCUCUGUGGUCCUCAAUGGAGGCCGUUCCCGGAGGGGGAAACUGAGGGGCCCACCGGAGAGCAGAGAGUGGGGGAAUGCGCUUAAGGGGUGUGAUGAUCCCCUUUUCCUUGACUUCUUAAAACAGUGUUUAGAGUGGGAUCCUGCAGUUCGCAUGACCCCAGGCCAGGCUUUGCGGCACCCCUGGUUGAGGAGGCGGUUGCCAAAGCCUCCCACCGGGGAGAAGACGUCAGUGAAAAGGAUAACUGAGAGCACCGGUGCUAUCACAUCUAUAUCCAAGUUACCUCCACCUUCCAGCUCAGCUUCCAAACUGAGGACUAAUUUGGCGCAGAUGACAGAUGCCAACGGGAAUAUUCAGCAGAGGACAGUGUUGCCAAAACUCGUUAGCUGAGCUCAUGUCCCCCAAUGCUGAUAAUCUGAAAGAUACAUUGCUGAGCCUUACUGGGUUGAAAAGGAGUAGCUCAGACCUGUUUUUAUUUGCUCAAUAACUCAUUUGUAUCUUUUCAGCACUUAAUUUUAAUGUAAGCAAGUUGUUCAUUUUGUUUUUAUAAAAUACAUGAGGACAAUGCUUUAAGUUUUUAUACUUUCUGAAACUUUUUGUGUUCUAAAAGUACAAUGAGCCUUACUGUAUUUAGUGUGGCAGAAUAAUAACAUCAGUGGCAGGCCAUUGAUUACUUCGUGACUGCCACGCAUUUACAGAUUGGUGUCAAAGACAUUCACUAUGUUUUUAUGGUUCAUGUUAUAUUCUCCCCAGAGUGACAGCCCCUUAAGGCACUCCUUUUCCCUCCAUUCUCCAGGUCCAUGCACAGAUGUAGCAUGUCCUGCUUCUGUUUUUCAUAAAUUAAUCUGGGUGGUGUGGGUAGUGGGAGGAGAACGGUCAGGAUGAAAGUGAUAUUCUAAGAAAAACUGUACCUUAGAGAUUUUUCUCUAGUGUGCAAACAAAUACAAAAUAAGAUCCCGAAGGUUUAAACUGCCCAGUUAGCAUUCUGACAUUCUAAAAGCCGGCAAAGCAGCUUUUAGUGGAUAAAUGGAAAUGGAAACGUGUGUGUUCCUCCAGAUUUUCUAGUAUGAUCGACUAGUUGUUUUGUAAAGAAGCCUCAUGUUACAGAGUUGCUUUUGCACCUAAAUUUAGAAAUGUAUUCCAUGAACUGUUCCUCCCUUUUCUCUGCUUUUCUCCUCUCUCUUCCUUUUUUAAUACCACACAUCUGUUGCUUGCAUUUAGUUUGUUUUCUUCUUCCAACUGUAUAUCCCAGACUGUUAAUAGAGAAAAGAGACAUUUCAGCUGUGAUUAUGACCAUUGUUUCAUAUUCCAAUUAAUAAAAGAACAGCAGCCUAGCUACUUAAGGUGGGGAUUUCCAUAGUUCCAAAGAAGAUUUAGAAGAUUAGAGUGAGUUCACACUUUUCAGGUGCCACUGUAAGGUUCUCUUAGCCUGGGAAAGUACCAGCUCUUUCUUUAAAAAGAAAGAGGGUUGAAAAUCCUCUUGACAAACAGAAGUCACUUUGGCUGUUCACUAAGGCCAAUGUUAACAACAUGUUUAGAGGAAAAAAAGUUCAACCUCAAGUUAAAUGGUUUGACUUAUUCUUUGUAUCAUUAGAAGAACCCCAGAGAUAGCAUUCCUCUAUUUUAUUUUACUUUCUUUUGGAUUGCACUGAUUGUUUUUGUGGGAAUGACACUUUAUCUGGCAAAGUAACUGAGAGUUUGGUAAAAGAAUAUUUUCUUCUCUGAAUAAUUAUUUUUCACAGUGAAAAUCUCAGUAUUUUAUCACAAAUGUAUGAGCAAUGAUCUAUAUCAAUUUCAAGGCACGUGGAAAAAGAUUUUUAGUAUGUGCAAUUUAAUGUAGAAAGAUUUCUGCCUGUUUGGACAAUAGGUUUUGGGUAGUACAAGUUAGGAUAAAAAAUCUUAUAUAUGCACAGAGAUUAUUGUAUUACCUGUAAAUUGAUUUACAAGUACUUAAAAGCAUGGUCCCCAGUGAGGCCAAGAAAGUUUCUGGUUAAGUUCUUUAAUAAUAAUCCUAUAGUUUCUCUUAAAAAAAAAAGUAGUUUUGAAAAAAACACUUAUCUUUAGGCUUUUGUCGGUUGAUGGUGGAAAAACAUGCUCAGGAAAUAUUUCAGAUAUUUGCCAAAAAACCAGUAAUAAGGUUAGCUUAUUGAAAUAGUGAUAGAUAUUUGCUUUACUAUUUAAGGUGUCACUGAUAAAUUAAUUUGUACUUCUGUCUGUGUUUAGAAAUUAUAGCUUCUUUUCCUUUAGUCAAAUUCUUUAGCAUAUUAUACACAUUUCUGUGUAAUCUGUGGAAGUGCAAUAAUAUGUUAGUAAGUUACAUUUUAAAUAAUGCUCAUGUGACAGUACUCCCAAUCAAUGGCUUAUAGAAUUUAGAGAUCUGUGUGUUAGAUUUUGGCUUAAAGGCAUAAGAAGCAUAAGACUUGGUUUGGGGGUUUAUAAGACCACCAGCCUCUUAAUGAUGGUUAGCGUCUUUAGAUCAUUAAAUCAAUAAAAACAUAUACUGCUGUUUUCCUCUUCUAAUGCUUCUCUUCCAUUUCCAAUUAUCUUCACAUUUAAGUUUAAAUAUACAAACCUGAGCCUGCCGUUAUUAAUUUCCCUAUAAAAUGACGAUACAUGUGAAAAUUUAUAAAUGGACUAAUACUGCUUGUCUUUCCCUUACCACACAAAACUGGUUGAUAAGAUGCCAGCAGUGAAUUUGUGACUGUCUUUAUUCUUAAAUGGAAACCAGAAACUUUUACACCAAACUAUAAUGUGCAGCACUGUGGAGCUUUCUUUUUUAUUUUCCAAAUACAGUGAAAUUUUUUUGUUCACAAGAGCUGCCACAUUUUAGCUUUUAGUGAUAGCUGGUGUCAUGUCAAAAAAAAAUUACUGCAUCUUUGUGAUUUUAAAACAUAAAUUAAUGAAGGGCUCUGAUAGGCUAUUAGGAGUUGGCCUGGAAACAGUUUUUGGUCUCACAGGUUACCAUUGUCUAGGGAUGUCUGAGCUGUUUUCAGACUGAGGAAUAGCACAGUGUUGUCUUGUCUUUGGCAGUCUCAUUUGGCUCUGUUUCUUGCACCACCAGAGUGUUCAUUACCACUUAAAUAUAUUGCUCUAGCAGUGGAACAACAGAGUGGUGUAAGACACUGUAGAUUAACAGUAGAGGAGAAAUUGUGCCCUUAGUGUUAACAAUGUGCCUUUUGUUCUGAAUGCCAUACUGUAGGGCAUGCAUUUUUUGGCCUCUCUUUAACUCUUUGAAUACAGUCAGUAAGGAUGGAACCCACCUCUGCAAAGAUACAUCUGUCUUAAAUAUCUAGUUACAGGCCUUAAUAGAAACCAUAAGGCAUGACUCAUCUUCAGGCACUGAAAAAAGAUAACCAUCAGGUAGUGUUACACAGGGACUUCCUAUGUUUAAGGGGUUAAAGAUGGUCUUUGUUGUAUCUUAUCAAACUGAUUUUUAAAUAUUUUUUUUGUUAUGGUAAAACUAGACAAAAAUCAACUGUAUUUGUAAAAAUUUACCUCAAACCAUUUAAUUUUAUAGUGUGAUUAAUCCCAGGGCAUUUGGUAUGAACCAAAGUGCAUUCCUUUUAUAUGUGCCUGGCUCUAGUAAGGAUGGCCAGGGAUUUUUACAAUUUGGGUGCAAGGCACUUAAGCCACUUUUAAACUUAAUGGGUGGUUUGGGGUCGUGUUAAAUGACUCCAUCAGAAUGUUAGAAAACACUUUAGGCAUCAGUAGCAUUGGGCCAUAUUGGAAUCCUAAAGUGUGAAUUAUUUUAAGGAGAGCAUUCAUUUUUGUAAUUUUUUUCAUCAAGAAUAUUUCUGGCAAGCAGAAUUUUUAACAAAAACUGAUCUGGUCUUGGUUUAAUAUUGCCCAACAUAAUGCUGUGAUAGCAUUUAAAAAAAGUGUUUGUGAACUCUUUGUUUCUUAGGGGCUUGUACAUCUCUCUGCUAUGGACAUAUAUAAAAUUACUUGUAAUUAUACUCAGCUCAACUGCUACAGUUAUGUCUAGGCAGUGGCUUGGGUUUUUAAUCGAGCAACAACUUAGACACGUGACUGUAAUAUGCUGCAACUGUGUGUACUGAAAAUAUGUGAAAAUGGUUGAAUGUGGACUGUGUAUAUAUGUAUGUAAAAAUUUCUGUGAGAUGCUGCUGUCGCCACUUAACAUUAAAUAUGUUCUAGUGGAUUUUAAUCCUAGUGGCCAGUUCUAUGAUACUGUAUGUAUUGUACAGCUGAUGACAGGAGUAAGACUGUUUAGUGGAUAUUUGUUAAAUUUUAUUGUUGUGGCCAGAGAUAAUUUCAGAAUAAAAUUUUAAUGUCCUACCUUA